AUGGGACCACCUAUUCAUAUACAAUACUGUCUGCACAAAAAUGGAAUUCAACAAAACCUCAAUUCAUUAUCACCUAUAUGGACAAGUAUGAUAUGGGGUUUAGAGCAAAAAUCAAACGCUAAACGAAUAGUUGCCUUAAAAGCAUUAAAUGUACUAUUAGAAUCAGAUAUAAGAGGAAAAGUUAAAAAUACACUUAAUACAAAUAAUAGAACGCGUGAGCAGUAUGAAAAUUCAUUUAACAGAGUAAAAAGCUCUGCAUUAUUAAAACUUCUACGGAAUAUGCGUUCAAAUGAUCCUGACCCAGCGAUAAAGGAAAUAUUUGGACAGAUUAUUGACAAAAUUACAACACAAUUCAAAAGUGAAUCAUAUAAUGAGCAGGUAGACAAACCUUCUCGUCUCCUUAAAACAAUAUGGACCAAACUAAGCAGUGCAGAAAAUUUACCCUCCAAACCAUCACACAUAUCUCGAUCUCAGUAA
Molecule: messenger RNA, 477 nt
Organism: Heterobilharzia americana
Lineage: Eukaryota; Metazoa; Platyhelminthes; Trematoda; Strigeidida; Schistosomatidae
Source: the annotation of a GenBank genome assembly